This is a messenger RNA of Chara braunii, 3589 nucleotides long. Lineage: Eukaryota; Viridiplantae; Streptophyta; Charophyceae; Charales; Characeae. The record is from the annotation of a GenBank genome assembly.
ACAAGCGGGCAGCCACCUUGCCGUCCAAGUACGACGGGAAAACGGAUAUCACCUCUUGGAUUAUUUUCAUGCGGUCAUACUUCGAGGUCAUGCGGACACCGCAAGAAGACCGAAGCAUGAUCAUGGGCACUUAUACUGAGGCCGCCAUACAGAAUCACAUUGAACUCCAAGCUGUUGCUGCAGGUUAUGAAAGAAUUGACCUGACUGAGUGGCUGGAAGUAACCCCUGUACACGCCCUUGAGGACCUUCUCAUCACACGGUACCAGGAUAAGCAUGCUGCGCUCAAGGCUAGGCUGAAGCUUGAGGCCCUCAAGGGCCAAAAAUGGAGGUCCUCCAUGCAGGCUUUGGAACAACACUUGACUGGUCUGUUCACCACUCCAGAUCUGGGAAUGACCGACGUGUCUUGUAUGGAUGUAGUCAUGGGAGUGGCCCCUAAAGAAUACCCCUCCCUGUUAGCACUCAAAGACCAUACCUCCUGGCGAGAGCUCAUGACGGAUCUAGUCAACCUAGAGGCCAAGGACCUCGCCAGGCGGAAGAAGGCUCCCGUUGCAGGUGGAAAACCACAACGCAAGCGGUAUGGAAGCAGCAACCAGCUUGCCCUGCAUGAACAUCGGGAGGCUGAAGAUCAGUCCUACGCAGAUGAUCUGUCUCUAGAUGUCGAUCUAGAGCCGGAAUCCGAUAUGGGUUGUUCCACAUCAGUCAUUGAGUCUUACGUGAACGAAGACGAAAAACUUAAUGCGUUUAAGAAGACUGCUUCAAACAAGGGGCCUAACCGUUGUUCGGGUAAGGGAACUGUUAUCCACCUCCCCAAGAAUGCGAAGAUCCCUAAGAAACCGAAGGAUGCGUCUACCAAGCCUUGGGAAGCCCUCCGUACCAGUCAAAAGGAAUGGGAAAGAAAAUCUAAAUUGCGCAUAUGCUUGCAUUGUCAAAAGCCUGGGCAUGCUGUGCAGGACUGUUAUAGACAAGCAAAGGGCGUAGAGGAGUCAUCAACACUCCCUACAACAAGGGAAGCUGGAACAUCAGUUGCAGGCCCCUCUAAUGAGCCUGAAUUUGAUCAACAGCCUACUCUUGAAGCCCGGAACGACGCUGAUUCCAAGGCUGCUGCAGUUCAUGUGCUAUACACUGAGCCUUGGGAGGAGUCUAAGGAAGUUGACUUCCACGCUCACAUGGAACAUUGGCUGCAGCUCAAGCAGCAACGCCGUGUUCAAGGGAGUGUGGAGCUAACCUUCUUUAAACUGCUCAUUAACCGCCGAUAUAUCCGCGUGCUGAUUGAUAGUGGUUCAACCACUAAUUUCUUUUCUCCUAACGGGAUUCGUAAGGCGGGUCUGGGAAUGAAGCAAGUGGAACUGCAGAACCCUUGUCAGACCCAGGUGGGCAACCAAGAGGUUGUCACCUCUACACAUGCUGUCAAAUGUGUGCGCGUCACCUUUGACAAGGACCGCACUAUCACACAUGAGCUCAACUUCUAUGUCAUGGACAAGUGUCCGUUCGACGCGGUCAUUGGUUUGGGCUGGUUAAAGGCUCAUUGCCUAAGGACCACGUGGGCGGACAAUCAGUUCAUGGUGCGUGAUGCCAAGGGGAACGAGCGUACUGUCCUAUUGGAUGAGAUGGGCGAGUCCCCUGUGACUCUUCUAAGUGGGUGCAAGGUCUUCUCCAAGAUCGACCUCAAAUCUGACUACCACCAGAUUGAAGUUGAUCCGAGUGACCAGCACAAAACUCCAUUCAAGACACGCGAUGGGUUGUACGAAUUCAUCGUUAUGCCCUUCGAUCUUACGAAUGCACCAGCCACAUUUCAGAGCCUCAUGGACAAAGUACUCCGCCAUCAGCUCAACAGGUUUGUGGUUGUGUACCUUGAUGAUAUUCUGAUUUUCAGCAAGUCCAAGGAAGAGCACCUCAAGCACCUUGAGGAGGUCUUGCAGGUCCUCAAGGAGGCACAACUGCACCUCAACUUAGAGAAAUCUGAGUUCGGAAGGGACAACGUCAUCUAUCUUGGGCACCGGUUGUCUGCAAACGGCCUUGAGCCAGAGGCAACCAAGGUGGAGGUCAUACGAAAUUGGCCUCGACCAGCGAACGUACGCGAACUGCGUUCUUUUCUUGGUUUGGCUUCGUACUACCGGAAGUUUGUGCCAAAAUUUUUUGUCAUUGCUCACCCAGUCCCAAGACUAACCAGUAAGAAUGUUGCCUAUGCGUGGUGUGAGAAGUGUGAGACUUUGUUCCAAGCUUUAAAAGAGGCAUUGGUGAGUCAUCCUGUGCUCCGCAUUGUGGAUCCUAACCUCACAUUCGUAGUCACUACGGAUGCGAGUCAGUUUGGGAUUGGUGCAGUGCUGCAACAAGAUGAUGGUGAUGGACUGCGUCCGCUCGAAUAUUACAGCAAACGCAUGCCCAACCACAAGGUAGCUACCUCCACAUACAUGCGUGAGCUCUACGCCUUGCGCGAGGCGCUCACACAUCGGAAGCACUACCUUUUGGGUCGGCAUUUCAAGGUCUACUCAGAUCAUCAGACCUUGCAAUUCAUCAACAAAGAUUGGAAGGACUUCAUCUCUCAAAUCUAUGACAUUAAACUGAACAAGACUUCUGGUCGACACCCCGAAGCCAAUGGAUUGGCCGAGGAGAUAAACCAGACUGUCAUCCAACUACUUCACGCAUUGAUUGUUCCAUAUCAGAACACAUGGGACAAGGAGCUGCACAAAGUGAAGGGAUUGUAUAACAACUCCAUUCACUCUGCAACUGGCGUGACACCAAACCAGUUGCAAUAUGGAUGGCCGAUGUGUAAUCCCCUCUCCUAUCUGUUCCCCGAACGGUCACCUGGUCUGAUGCCCGGCAUGCCCGACUACAAUGCCAAGUACGCACGCUUGCUCAAAGUUGUUAUUGCAGUCAUGAACAAGCGUCAGCAUGCCAUGAUCAAACAUGCCAACAAGUUCCGCAGAGAAGAAAAAUUCAAAGUAGGGGAUUAUGUUUGGGUCAAAAUGUCUGAGUUUUCUGAUGAAGAGGGCGUAUCACGGAAGCUUCUUCAGUUGUACUAUGGCCCUUGGCAAAUUCUGAAGGUGAUUGGGGAUGAUUUUGGUCCUUCAUUUGUGAUUGACGUGCCUCCUCAUCUGCGCAAGUAUCCGGUCUUUCAUGCGUCCAAACUGUUCCCACACAUUGAUGAUGAGACUUUUCCCUUCCGAGAUCCUAUGAUACCUCGCUCUAUCGACGACGGCCAUGAGAUAGACAAAAUCGUUUCUCACGAGGGAAGAGGGAGGAACAGACAGUACAAGGUUCACUUCCUCUAUCACCCGUUGACUGAAUUCUUCUGGAUCGACCAAAAAGAACUGCUAAAGAAUGCUCCCCGUGUUGUGAACGCUUAUAAACGACAGAUCGCUGAGGGACAGACUGCUAAAUUUGUUGCAACCAUGACUCCUCAUGGACUUACUAAGUCUCUCCUUCUGAUUUACUCUUAUGAUGCAUUUUGUGCCAACUCUGAAUGAGUUACUCGCUCGAAGGGACCUCGCUCUUGAGAGGGGGGUAAUGUAAUGACCCGCCAAAAACACAGACUGAGAACACUGCUGAUUUUUGGGAUUUGCCGCUGGAAUGAAUGCCUUGCUGAAAU